CUCUGCGAAUUAUCAUCACCGUCUAACAAUGGCGACUUCAGCUGAAGAAAAUGAACAACAAAAUCAAAACCCUAAAACCCUAAACGAACCAAUCAAUAACGAAAACGAAAUGGAAAUCGAAGAAGAUGAGGAUUACGAGGAAGAAGAAGAAGAGGAGGUGAAACCAAUGAGUAAAGAAUCAAGAUUACGAGCUGAAAGAGAUAACUUGAGUGCAUUAGUGAAUAGAUUAAAGAAAGAAAAAGUAAGUUUGAGAGUUCAUGAUUUGAUCAUUAAAGGAAAUACAAAAACUAAAGAUUCAGUAAUUGAAGCCGAGAUUGAAGAGAUUUUGAAAGAGGCAAAUUCUAUGCAAGGAUUGAUACAAGCUGCUGGUAUUGCUAAUGCUCGUCUUCGUAAUCUUGAGAUAUUUGAAUCUGUGGAUAUUACUUUAGAUUCUGGUCCUUCUGAGCUUCCUGGUACUGCUAAUGUUGUUGUCAAUAUUGUUGAGACUAAGAAUCCACUUACUGGUGAUUUGGGCAUCUUUACUAAACCUGAGGCUAGAUCUUGGUCACUUGAAGGAUCACUCAAGUUGAAGAAUUUACUUGGGUAUGCUGAUAUUUGGGAUGGGUCUGUUGCAUAUGGUUGGGAUCAGGCAUCAGAGAUAAGUGCUGGAAUUGCUUUGCCUAGAUUUAGAGGUCUAAAGAACCCUGUAACAGCUCGUGCGAUGCUACUUUCCCAAGAUUGGUUGAAGUUCUCAUCUUACAAAGAGAGAAUGAUGGGUAUAUCAUUGGGAUUAAUUUCGACAAGGAACCACAACUUGGCUUACAACCUUACAUGGCGUAAUUUAACAGAUCCAACUCAAAUGUGUUCCAAAUCAAUUAGGGGACAACUUGGACAUAGUCUACUUUCAGCUCUCAAGUAUACAUUUAAAAUUGACAUGCGAGAUUCACCUCUCAGGCCGACUCGAGGAUAUGCUUUCGCUUCAACUUCUCAUAUUGGUGGCCUUUCACCUGAUAGUCGAAGCUUGCGAUUUUUGCGCCAGGACUUUGAUUUUCGUUAUGCUAUUCCUCUGGGCUUCUGUAAAUCAGCACUCAACUUUGGGGUUUCUGCUGGUCUUAUAUUUCCAUGGGGAAGUGGGUUUAGAAACAUGGCUUCACCUUUACCUGAGAGAUACUACAUGGGUGGCCAUACUUCUCCAGUAAGCACUUUGGCGGGGACGACAACAUUGUUGGGGUUCAGGACAAGAGGUUUGGGUCCUUCUGAGCAGAGAAGGGUAAUUGUUGAAAAAACUGAAGGUGAAACUACGGCUGAUGCUCCAGGGAGGGAUAUCAUUGGUGGUGACCUUGCCGUUACUGCUUUUGCAGACCUUUCUUUUGAUCUCCCAUUGAAGUUGUUCAGAGAUGCUGGAAUCCAUGGUCAUAUUUUUGCUUGUACCGGAAGUCUCAAUAAACUUACAGAGAACGAGUAUAAAAAUCUCUCAUUUCAGAAAUUCAAGGAUUCAUUCCGGAGCUCUGCAGGUGUUGGGGUCAUUAUCCCGACCAAGCUGUUACGCGUAGAGGUUAACUACUGUUACAUACUGAAACAACUUGAGCACGACCAUGGUAAGACCGGCGUGCAGUUCAGUUUUUCAUCUCCCAUAUAGAAAGGAGUACUGAAAUUACCCCAACUUCCAUUCUUAACUUGAGGUCAACUCUGAGAGCUCAUCAUGGAGAAGUUUUUUUGAUUAUUCUUAGCAGCUUAGUUUACUCUUUCGACCUUCCCUUAAUCCCCACUUCUCAAAAUUUUAGUGCUUACAUCAUCUUGAGACAGUUUUUUCGUUGGAAAAUGUGGGAUAUUAAAGCUUUGCUUAUGCUGUUAUGCAUUAACAGAGCCCAUAAUAAUACAGCAAAUAGAGGAAGGAACAUGGCUUUUUUUUUGGUGUAUGACUUCUGGGUGUUUCUUGAGCGAAUGCAACUAGCGGGUUGCUUGUUUUCUUCCGA
Molecule: messenger RNA, 1955 nt
Organism: Papaver somniferum (opium poppy)
Lineage: Eukaryota; Viridiplantae; Streptophyta; Magnoliopsida; Ranunculales; Papaveraceae
Product: SAM50-like protein SPAC17C9.06
Exons: 4
Coding region: 29-1618 (529 amino acids)
Biological process (GO): protein insertion into mitochondrial outer membrane
Cellular component (GO): outer membrane; SAM complex
Source: RefSeq, a predicted model, not a curated record